Molecule: messenger RNA, 1287 nt
Organism: Mesitornis unicolor (brown roatelo)
Lineage: Eukaryota; Metazoa; Chordata; Aves; Mesitornithiformes; Mesitornithidae
Gene: EVA1C
Product: eva-1 homolog C (C. elegans)
Exons: 8
Coding region: 1-1287 (428 amino acids)
Molecular function (GO): carbohydrate binding
Source: RefSeq, a predicted model, not a curated record
AUGCGGCCAAGCUGCCCAGGAAAGGAGGGAAAGCAACUGGAAACUGCUCACUCCUGCACAAACACCACUCCAGAUCCAAGUUGUAACAGAGCUGAAUAUUUUCUAGGUUACCUAACCAAACUUCUGCAAAAUCAUACUGCCUAUGCCUGCGAUGGGGAACAUUUGAGUCUGCACUGUCCUCGGCAUUCAACAAUAAGUGUUCAGUCAGCAUUUUACGGGCAAGACUACCACAUGUGUAGCACUCAGGAGCCUGAAACCAGGAUGACAGAACCCAUAAACUGUGUGGCACCCACCUCUUUGCAGAAAGUACUGGAUGAAUGCCAAAACCUGAGAUCCUGCCAACUCCUUGUCAAUAGUCGGGUUUUUGGACCUGAUCUGUGUCCAGGGACCACUAAAUUCCUCCUUGUCUCCUUUAAAUGCAAACCUACUGAAUACAAAACCAAAUCAGCAUGUGAAAACCAGGAACUGAAACUCCACUGUCAGGAGUCCAAGUUCCUUAUCAUCUACUCUGCCACCUAUGGCAGAUGGGCACACCAGGCGAACGUCUGCUCGACAGAAGUGGAGCGCGUCCCCCCCUUUGACUGUUUGUCUUACACGGCACUAGAAGUUUUAUCAAAAAGAUGUUAUGGGAAACAGAGAUGCAAAAUUAUUGUCACUAGCCAGAAGUUUGGAAGUCCGUGCCUACCUGGAGUGACAAAAUACCUUAACGUCAGCUAUGCAUGUGUUCCUAAAUUUAUCCUCGCGGCUGUCAACCCCCUGGUCACCGAUAGCAAGUCUUCAGUCAAACAGAACGAUGGUGUCGACCUUGAUCCAAAGGAAUCAAGACUUCCAAAGAAAGAUGGCAUUAUUGUUAGCAACUCCUUGGCUACAUUUGCGUACAUUAGAGAUCACCCUGAAAGAGCCGCUCUCCUGUUCAUGUCCAGCGUUUGCGUGGGACUCAUCUUCACGCUCUGUGCUUUGGUGGCCCGCGGGUCAUGCUCGAGUGACUUCCAGAAGUUGCACAGAAAGAAGGAGCACUUAGUGCCAGACAAGGACAGAGUGUACGAGAGCAGUGAAAAGGAUGACGAGGUGGAGGAGGAGGAGGAAGAUUCCUCUGAUUCGGAUGUCCAGGAUGAGAUAGUGGGACUUUACAGACCUUCUUACUCAGGUUAUAAUUCAACAGAGGCAGCAGAACUGGCCGAAAGGAUAGAGCGCAGGGAGCAGAUCAUACGCGAAAUUUGGCUGAACAGUGGUCUGGAUAUGACACCUCCUAGAAAUAUGAAUACGUUUUAUAUUAAUGAACAAUAA